UAAUAAUGUUUCCCUUUCCUCUACUUCCUUAGACUGAAUUCUUUGAAAGAUGAUACCUAUUUUAAGGUUUUUAUAUUUUGUUAUGGUGACACCCAACAUGGUCUUAUCAAUUGCUACUCAACAUAUAAAAUAGAACUUUGCCUCACUUUAGGGGGAGAGCCAAUAAAAUGUGCAGAGAGGGAGAGUUUAUCAUGUCACCAAUGAAAAGAGAGGAAGUGCAGAGCAUAAAAAACAAAGCACCAGCAACGGAAAAUAAACACCGCAGCACUCAGUUGUCACCAUUCAUUCAAUAAGUUUAGAAGAAACGAUAAGAUGGAACAACGCGAAACUAACAAACAAGCAAGUUAAAAAAUUCAAAAUUUACAACAAACUCAAUCACCCAUAACAACAAUAAAACAAUACUUAAGUGGCCAGCAAUCUAUAAAGUUUAAAAAGAUUAGCAGCAAAGCCCCCAGCAAUAAUUUCAAUAAACCAAAGAUCAAAUAAAUAUUGGCCAAUCAUUAAGAAGGAAAACAAGUUUUUUGCGCUUGGAAAAUAACACAGCAACAACAAAAAUUGUAAAAUAUGUCUUAUAUUGCCGCAUUGGAUGUGGGAACCACAACGGUGCGCUGUUUUGUGCUCAAUGAAAAAUGUGAAAUUAAAAGUUGUUCUGUGGAGCAGGUGCAACUGUUGAAUCCCAAGGCGGGUUAUUUUGAAAUAGAACCAGAGGGCCUGUGGCAGCAAAUUGUAAGGGUCAUACAGAAUGCUGUUAAAGAUGCCGCCUUGGAACCCUCACAAAUUUCCUGCCUUGGCAUCAGUAGCCAACGUUGCACGUUUCUAACAUGGAAUCACAAGACCCAGGAAUAUUUUCAUAAUUUUAUUACCUGGAAAGAUUUGCGUUCCGAUACUUUGGUAGAUGAAUUCAACAAUAGUGUGGCCAUGAAAACAUUGAAUAACUGUGCUUAUGCCCUGUAUUUGUUAACGCGUAGUAAUCGUUUUCUAGCCGGUAGCGUUUUGAAGAUGAUGAACGGUCAGGUGACCUUGAGAUUAUUGUAUGAAAUACAAAACAAUACUCGUCUGAAAGAGGCCCUUAAGCGUAAAUGUGUGCGUGUCGAGUUGUUGGAUUCAUGGAUUCUUUAUAAGCUGAGAUCGGGUAAUGGCAAGAAUCCACAAGUGGAACAUAUUUCGGAUGUUACAUCUUGUACGGCAACGGGCUUGUUUGAUCCAUUUCAAUUGCAGUGGUCACCAAUGAUGAAAAUGUUGACGGGAAUUGAGGUAUCCCUUUUACCAAAAAUUGUCAAUAAUUCCUACAAAGAUUAUGGCUGCAUAGAUCCCGAAGAUUUUGGCCCCCAGUGGAAAGAUUGCCGUAUACCCAUAACAAGUUCAAUAAGUGAUCAAUGUGCUGCCAUAUUUGGGUCACAGUGUUUUAAAAAAGGCGAUGUUAAAAUUACAAUGGGCACGGGGGCAUUUUUGGAUCUGAUAACAGGUGAUAAAUGUCAUGCAUCGUUGAAGGGUAUGUACCCAUUGGUGGCAUGGCAAUAUGCCAAAGAAACCACCUUCUGUGUUGAGGGAGCGGCACAUGAUAUGGGCACCAUUAUUGCCUGGGGACAAAGUUGUGGUCUCUACGCAAAUCCCAGUGAAACUGAAGCAAUGGCUGAAGCGGUAGAAGAUACAAAUGGGGUUUACUUUGUGCCGGCUUUCAGUGGUUUAGGGGCUCCCAUAAAUGAUCACAAGGCUGCCUCGGGAUUUAUUGGUAUAACACCCUCAACGCAAAAAGAGCAUUUGGUUAGGGCUCUGUUGGAAAGCAUUGUUUUUCGUUUGGUCAAACUGGUGGAAACAGCCGAAGAGGAAACUAAACAGCAAUUGAAAAUUUUAAGGGUCGAUGGUGGUGUUUCACGCAACAAUUUUGUUUGCCAAUUUUUGGCCAAUGCCACUGGCAUUUGUGUGGAACGUGCACGCAAUGCCGAAAGCAGUAUAAUGGGUGCCGCCUAUGCAGCCGGUCUAAAUAGCGGUAUGUGGAAUUCAUUCCAGGAUCUUGCCCAAUUUCGUGAUGUGGAUCGUUGUUUUGAACCCCAAGCACAAAAAUACAACGAAAUACGUGAUCGUUUGAAUGUUUGGCUCAAGGCUGUAGAACGUUUCGGCCAUUGGUAUUAAGUAGAAAUUUGGGUAAUUAGUUGAUAUUAAAAUUGUGAUUCUUCUAUUUAAGAAUUUUUGACAAAUUUUGUACCAAAGAAAA
Musca domestica (house fly) is the source of this 2215-nucleotide messenger RNA. RefSeq names its product putative glycerol kinase 5. Gene Ontology annotation, molecular function: kinase activity; phosphotransferase activity, alcohol group as acceptor. The coding region runs from base 565 to 2133 and encodes 522 amino acids. Gene Ontology annotation, cellular component: mitochondrion. Gene Ontology annotation, biological process: glycerol-3-phosphate biosynthetic process; glycerol metabolic process; triglyceride metabolic process. The record is from RefSeq and is a predicted model, not a curated record. The transcript is spliced from 6 exons. NCBI's taxonomy places the organism in Eukaryota, Metazoa, Arthropoda, Insecta, Diptera, Muscidae.